This is a messenger RNA of Peromyscus eremicus (cactus mouse), 3366 nucleotides long. It is a transcript of the gene Opa1, whose product is annotated as OPA1 mitochondrial dynamin like GTPase. The coding region runs from base 189 to 3236 and encodes 1015 amino acids. The transcript has 31 exons. Gene Ontology annotation, biological process: mitochondrial fusion. NCBI's taxonomy places the organism in Eukaryota, Metazoa, Chordata, Mammalia, Rodentia, Cricetidae. Gene Ontology annotation, cellular component: cytoplasm; microtubule; mitochondrial membrane. Gene Ontology annotation, molecular function: GTPase activity; GTP binding; microtubule binding. The record is from RefSeq and is a predicted model, not a curated record.
UGACUACGGGUGCCCGGCCGGCCCUUGCGGAAGUCCAUGCGCCGUUGGGAGGGACUCGGCGGCUGCUCUAUUGCCCUUGUUGCCGAGGGCCUUUUCCCGGGUCACUGCGGGAGCAGGAGUCGGACUGAGGCCGACACGGGGCUCCCACGUGGCCGUCUAGGCGCCUGUGUGUGGUCUGCGCUGGCGGGAUGUGGCGAGCACGCCGGGCGGCCGUGGCCUGUGAAGUCUGCCAAUCACUAGUGAAACACAGCUCUGGCAUACAAAGAAACUUCCCACUCCAAAAACUACAUCUGGUUUCACGAAGUAUUUAUCGUUCACAUCAUCCCGCCCUAAAGCUUCAAAGACCCCAAUUAAGGACAUCAUUUCAGCAGUUCUCUUCUCUGACUAACCUUUCUUUACAUAAAUUAAAACUGUCUCCGAUUAAAUAUGGCUACCAGCCCCGCAGGAACUUUUGGCCAGCAAGGUUAGCUGCAAGGCUCUUAAAACUUCGAUAUAUCAUACUGGGAUCUGCUGUUGGAGGUGGCUAUACAGCCAAAAAAACCUUCGAUGAGUGGAAAGAUAUGAUACCAGACCUUAGUGACUAUAAGUGGAUUGUGCCUGACUUUAUAUGGGAAAUUGAUGAGUAUAUUGAUUUGGAGAAAAUUAGAAAAGCCCUUCCCAGUUCGGAAGACCUUGCUAAGUUAGCACCCGACCUGGACAAGCUUGCUGAAAGCUUCAGCUUACUGAAGGAUUUCUUCACCACAGGUCACAAAUUGGUUAGUGAAGUCAUAGAAGCUUCUGGCCCACUUCUCUUGUUAGGGUCACCUGGAGAAACAGCAUUUCGAGCAACAGAUCAUGGAUCCGAAAGUGACAAGCAUUAUAGGAAGGGUCUGCUUGGUGAGCUCAUUCUCUUACAACAGCAAAUUCAAGAACACGAAGAGGAAGCACGCAGAGCCGCUGGCCAGUAUAGCACGAGCUAUGCCCACCAGAAGCGCAAGGUGUCAGACAAAGAGAAGAUUGACCAACUUCAAGAGGAACUUCUACAUACUCAGUUAAAGUAUCAGAGGAUCUUGGAGCGUUUGGAAAAGGAGAACAAAGAGCUGAGAAAAUUGGUACUGCAGAAGGAUGACAAAGGCAUCCAUCAUAGGAAACUUAAGAAAUCUUUGAUUGAUAUGUACUCUGAAGUUCUGGAUGUUCUCUCCGAUUACGAUGCCAGUUAUAAUACACAAGACCAUCUACCACGGGUGGUUGUGGUUGGAGAUCAGAGUGCUGGGAAAACAAGUGUGCUGGAAAUGAUUGCUCAGGCGCGGAUAUUCCCACGAGGCUCCGGGGAGAUGAUGACCCGUUCUCCAGUGAAGGUGACUCUCAGUGAAGGUCCUCACCAUGUGGCCUUGUUUAAAGAUAGCUCUCGGGAGUUUGACCUUACCAAGGAGGAAGACCUUGCGGCAUUAAGACAUGAAAUCGAACUCCGAAUGAGGAAAAAUGUGAAAGAAGGCUGUACCGUUAGCCCUGAGACCAUCUCUCUAAACGUCAAAGGUCCUGGGCUGCAGAGGAUGGUGCUUGUGGACCUACCCGGUGUGAUCAAUACUGUGACAUCAGGCAUGGCUCCUGACACAAAGGAAACUAUUUUCAGUAUCAGCAAAGCUUACAUGCAGAACCCUAAUGCCAUCAUCCUGUGUAUUCAGGAUGGAUCUGUAGAUGCUGAGCGCAGUAUUGUUACAGACUUGGUCAGUCAAAUGGAUCCUCAUGGAAGAAGAACCAUAUUUGUUUUGACCAAAGUAGACCUGGCAGAAAAAAAUGUAGCCAGUCCAAGCAGGAUACAACAGAUAAUUGAAGGCAAGCUCUUCCCAAUGAAAGCUCUGGGUUAUUUUGCUGUUGUAACAGGAAAAGGAAACAGCUCUGAAAGCAUCGAAGCUAUAAGGGAAUAUGAAGAAGAGUUUUUUCAGAACUCCAAACUCCUGAAGACGAGUAUGCUAAAGGCACAUCAGGUCACCACGAGAAAUCUCAGCCUUGCUGUGUCCGACUGCUUUUGGAAAAUGGUUCGCGAGUCAGUUGAACAACAGGCUGAUAGCUUCAAAGCCACACGUUUUAACCUGGAGACGGAGUGGAAGAAUAACUACCCUCGCCUGCGAGAGCUCGACAGGAAUGAACUAUUUGAAAAAGCUAAAAACGAGAUCCUUGAUGAAGUUAUCAGCCUGAGCCAGGUUACUCCAAAACACUGGGAGGAAAUCCUUCAGCAGACUCUGUGGGAAAGAGUGUCAACUCACGUGAUUGAGAACAUCUACCUUCCGGCCGCCCAGACCAUGAAUUCAGGAACAUUUAACACCACAGUGGACAUCAAGCUGAAGCAGUGGACUGACAAGCAGCUUCCUAAUAAAGCAGUAGAGGUGGCUUGGGAGACGCUCCAAGAGGAAUUUUCCCGCUUCAUGACGGAACCCAAAGGCAAGGAGCACGACGACAUAUUUGACAAACUCAAGGAGGCCGUGAAGGAGGAGAGCAUCAAGCGGCACAAAUGGAAUGACUUUGCAGAGGAUAGCUUGAGGGUCAUUCAGCACAAUGCUUUGGAAGACCGGUCCAUAUCAGACAAGCAGCAGUGGGAUGCAGCCAUUUACUUUAUGGAAGAGGCACUUCAAGCUCGGCUCAAGGAUACUGAGAAUGCUAUUGAAAACAUGGUAGGCCCAGACUGGAAGAAGCGGUGGUUGUACUGGAAGAGUCGGACCCAAGAACAGGGUGUUCACAAUGAAACCAAGAAUGAAUUGGAGAAGAUGCUGAAGUGUAAUGAGGAGCACCCAGCUUAUCUUGCAAGCGAUGAGAUUACCACAGUCCGGAAGAACCUGGAAUCUCGAGGAGUCGAAGUAGAUCCAAGUUUGAUUAAGGAUACUUGGCAUCAAGUUUAUAGAAGACAUUUCUUAAAAACAGCUCUAAAUCAUUGUAACCUUUGUCGAAGAGGGUUUUAUUACUACCAGAGGCAUUUUAUAGAUUCUGAGCUGGAAUGCAAUGAUGUGGUCCUGUUCUGGCGAAUACAGCGUAUGCUGGCUAUCACUGCCAAUACAUUAAGACAGCAGCUUACAAACACUGAAGUUAGGCGACUAGAGAAAAACGUUAAAGAGGUAUUAGAAGACUUUGCUGAAGACGGGGAGAAGAAGAUUAAAUUGCUAACCGGCAAACGGGUUCAGCUGGCUGAAGACCUCAAGAAAGUUAGAGAAAUUCAAGAAAAACUUGAUGCUUUCAUUGAAGCUCUUCACCAGGAGAAGUAGACUGUACUACAAUCCUGCUCAUAAUCACCUCUGCAUACAUUCGAAGAAGGAAAACUUCAGAGUCUUUGUCCUGCCUCCUUUCUCCUGUUCUACCUUUUCAAUGCAAAAUAAAGUCAUAGGGUAAAAAUAA